AGAGAUAAGGGAAUUGGGAGAGUCUGGAGGCUACCGAGAGAGGGAGAGAGGAGGUCCAGUCAACGGAGGAGGAGGAGGAAGGAAGGAAAGGAAGUCCCGCGGAGAGGAGGGACCUGGAGGAGUGGACGGAACAGGGAGCGGAGAGCCAGAGAGGAAGGGAGGCGUUUACCCUGGGAGGGAGGGAAGGAGGAGGGGGGAGAGGAGGUCCUUAGCUCUCUCUGGCAUCUUUCCUUCCUGCCUCCGAGCUCCAGAGUCAGAGGGGCAGAGGCAGAGGCAGAGGCAGAGGCUGAGGCUUAGGGCGGCCGGAGCGUGGCGAAGGCGUGGAGGGAAAGGGGCAGCCGGACGGUGGGCAAGCAAAGCAAGGCCAAGGGUCCGUGGCCAUGGCCUCUAUGGCGGCGGCGAUUGCAGCCUCCCGCACGGCAGUCAUGAACGGGAACCGGCCGCUGGACGACAAGGAGCGGAAGCGCUUUACCUACUUCUCCUCCCUGAGCCCCAUGGCCAGGAAGAUCAUGCAAGACAAGGAGAAGAUCCGCGAGAAGUACGGGCCCGAGUGGGAGCGGCUGCCCCCCAAGCAGCAGGACGAGAUCAUCGACAAGUGUAUGGUGGAGCCCCACAUCCAGGCCCGCUACGCCGCGCACCGCGCCGCCGGGGCCUCCCGGGACCAGACCCCCUCCUGCUACCCCAACCUGCGGGUGCCCACGGGCCAGAAGGUCGUGCACUUCGGGGACGAGGAUAUAACUUGGCAGGAUGAACACUCUGCCCCUUUCUCCUGGGAAACAAGGAGUCAGAUGGAUUUCAGCAUCGCCUCUUUGUCCAUCCAAGAGCCGAGUGGCACAACCCAGAAUGAACCAAGGCAACUCUCCAAAGUCCCCCAGGGUGCCCAGGCCCCCAAAUCCUCUCAGGGAAACAAAACAUCAAGCAUGGAUGGCCUAGGGUCCAUCUGGAAGGAAGAGGAAUCCUCUUUUUGGAAGAUAAAUGCAGAGCGCUCCCGAGUGGAAGGACAAGAAUCAGAUUUCCAGUCACUGACCCCUAGUCAGAUCAAAUCCAUGGAGAAAGGGGAAAAGGUCCCCUCAGGCCAUUACCGGCAAGAAUCAGUCCCAAAGGACAGGGAGGUGACCAAAGGGGAAAAGCCCAGCGGCCCUUGGCAAGAGAAAUUUACAUUCUCCAACUUGAGUGCCGAGAAGGAAAGGGCCCGGCCUGGUCAGUCUUCAGUUAGCCUGCUGGAUGAUGGCUUCCUCUCUGAGCCAAUGGCGAAGCUGUCCUCAUCUGGCACCAAAAUGGAGGAUGCAGAAGAUGCUUUAAUCUCAGAGUCCAAGCCCACACAGCUCAAUACAAGUAAUGUCAUCUUAAAGACGGGAUUUGAUUUUCUGGACAACUGGUAAAAUGAAACAAAACCAAGAACCCCAAAACUUUACCCCAAAGCUUUGUGCUGGAGAAGAAGGAUAAAAAAGGGCAAUUUUCCCCUGUGUCUUUCAAUUUUCCUAGUUUUUGUGUACUUUUUUCUUAAUAAUCUGAAGCUAUUCAAUGUUGCCUUGUCUAGAUGUUACCAUUUCUUAUAAGAUCGGGCAAUUUUGAUAUUUUUUUUGAUGAUCAGUAAUGGCAGUUUUUAAUUUAGCAUUUUUUAAAGCCUGCUACAAGCUGAUUAAAUAUUGUAGGGGAAUCUUCUGUCUCAAGCUCCACCAAAUUCUCUUUUCCUAACUUUUCUUCCUCCUCAAAUGCUUAUUUGUGAAUAUUUCAUGUAGAAAAACUACAAAAGCAGACUGUCUUCUACAACCUCUUUUUAUUUAAAAAAUCAACGCUUUUCUUUACAAUGGUUUCCUUAGCUAAAAUGGCUUUGACAUCUCAGCAGCAAUCACAUCAAGAUUUACCUCUCUUUAACUCACCAGACACUGCCAACCUGUGCAGGUGAUCCAGUCCUCAAUCAACGACUCCUAUGUUGGUAUUGGCCUUGAUCUUCCUGUCAGUCCUAGAAACCAGUGCAUUGGUACAAGUCAAAGAAAAAUAAGGUUGUUAUCAUGCUGCCCUAAUACAGAUCAAUACCAUGGAUGGUAUUUUUUUUAAUUGCAUGCUUAAAAAGUUUUGUAUUAACCUUGUAUUAUUUCAUAUCUAGUUUAGCAACUGUCUCAGAGAUACACCUUACUUGAGUUUUGUACUAGUUUCUUCUUUGAAGACCUUUGUUCCUCAUGUGUCCCUGGUGAUUCCUUAUUUAGGUGGAAAUGUGGAAACUGUGUCACUCAUUGUUGGAUAAAGGGCUAUUCUGAUUGGUUGUCCUAGAACCCAGUGGGACACUGGUUGGUAAACCAAGUUUCUCUGUUCUAAAAAAAGAUUCAAAGACUGCUUACUCCAACGAAUAGCCUGCCUUGCUAUGUGUUCCUCCCAGAAUAUACCAGGCAUUCCUCCCCAUCAUCAGCAGAAAUGGAGGCAUAAUAUCACCACUAAUCUAUCCAUCCUGGAGAACUUUGGGAUUCUGAUGUGAUAGCAAGGGACCUUCCUGGGCCUGAGACUGCAUUCACAGGACUUUUCUUGCUCACUGUACAACCACUAACUUUUUCUGGGGAACUCCAAUCCUGUUCAGUCAGCUUGCCACAUUAGAUAUGGCUCCCAUGGAAGGGGAGAUAGACAUAGAGCCUUCUCUGUAAACUGUAACUGUGCUGUUGCCUCCAGCAUCACCUGUCCCCCUGCAGGUGCUGGGACAAAUUCUAAUGCAGCACAAUUUACACACUGCCUGUCACUGUGUCCUCCUCACCUGAAGCCUUAAUUUCCCUGAGCCUUUGCCAGUGAAUGCUUGGUUCCAGUAUCAGAGCAUGUGCGUGUUGGAAUUUGAGGGGGGUGUGCAGGGGUGGGGUGGGAAGGGUUGGUCUUUUUUUGUUUGUUUGUUUAUGGGACUUCAUUAAAUGGUUCCCAGAAUGUUUGGGGUUUUUUUUUUCCUUUCUCCAAAGACACAUGGCAACUACUUUAUUUUUUAAAGGAAAGUCUCUGCCAAAGUAGCAUCCUGGCCAACUGUUGGGUUGGGCCCAGCCAAUGGCUUCAAGUCUGUGAACCACACUUGGGCCCCUUGGGGCUUGGCAUUUUAAGCUCCUCACUGUGUCAGAGGGGAAGAAUAGAAUUUGGCAAAUACAGGUUCUUUCUGCACUUAAGUAUAGUUGGUCUUUAAAAGGAAAAAAAUAAUUCUAGUUUUCUGAGUUACAGGGGAAAAAAAGUCCUCAAAAUGUUUGAGCUAGGGUCUUGCUUUUUCAGCCAAGCGUACUUGAUGGAGCAGGAGUAAAGGGAUGAUGUAAGCUUCCCUAUUUACCAUCUAGACCCAUCUCCACAAUGGGAGCUCCUCAAAGCCUGGAUGACAAACCUAGCCACCCCCAUCUCAGCAAGAAACUAGGGCUGGGUUAGAAUGACCUAGAAAGUAAACUUUUGUUUUUAUAAAAGGUUGAUUUAAGUUUGCUUUGAAUUAAGCUUCUUGGAGGCAGAGAUUUGGGGACCCCGAUACAUGAAUUUACUUUCUUUUGGGGAGGUAACUUAUUUUGUCCAAAUGCUAUUUCCCUAAGGGGGCAAGGGGUGGCACCUUAAAACUCUGAUAUUUAGACAUACAUAAUAAACUGUCUUCACUCUAUCUAGUAUUCAUGGGCUAGAUUUCCACUAAUUUGCAGCUUAUUUCUACUAAUUGCAGUUUAGCAAAAAUUUCAUAAUGGUUAAAAACUUCUCAAUAGCACAACCCUUUGAGAUUAGUUUUUUUAAAUUAAAGAAAACCAGAGAGAGAGAUUACUUGGGUUUUAAUGAUUGAAGGGCAACAAGGUGUAGUGGAAUGGGCAGUCAGUUGGUCACGAGCUAACUGUGUGCCCUUCAACAACUUCUUUAACUUCCCAGGGCCUUAGUUUCUAUAUUUGUAAAAUGGGCUCAUGAUGCUGCUUUUUGUCCACCUCACAGGGUUCUUUUAACCAAAAAAGCCCUAUACAUGGAAGUUCUUUAUAAACAGCAAAAAUACUAUAUAAUUGCAAAGCAUUGUUAUUAAUUUUUUACCUGCUUUGGACAUGUAUUGUGAAUGAAUAAUGGGAAGCUUAAGGGGAAGAUUCCUGUGGUUCUCUAGUGUUCCCCAAACACAUUAAACAUCAGGGAGUUAUAGGAGACCUUUGGCCAUGUCCUUUAUUAAAAGCAUAAUAUAAAUCACUAAGAUUGUUUUUUUUAACCCUUUGGACUAAACUCCAGCACAUAGGGGAUGUCUUUAUACUUCUCCCAUGGUAGUCAAUGAUGCUCCACUCCGAAAGAGAAGAAAAUGGAGACUUGGGUUUGCCAUGUGCUCUUCCCUAGAGUGGGACAUCAAAACAGGCAUUUUUAUUUAAAACAAACUUUUCCACUGCAGAGUGCACAGCUAGAGUUCCUCCUCCCUGCAUUCUUUCCCCUUGGGAUUCAACUCAUGGAUUUCAAGUCAUGCUUUGGGUGACAGCAUCUUUUUAGUUUCCCUCAAGCAGGAUGGAAAGCUGUGACCACUCAGAAUGGCAUGGUCUCCCCUGUCUUCUCUUCCCCCCACCACUACUAACCCACUGUAGGUUUCUCCCUUUAGAAUGCUGGACACAUUGGGAGCAGCUGGUGGAGCAUGAGGCAGCCUUGCCAGUCACCCCAGGUGGCUUUCAAGCCUCCAUCCUGACAGCACAACCUAAGGCCUUGGCUGUGGUUUGAUGCUUUUCCCUUUCUUUGAUACGCGUUUUCAAAAACAAAUUCUUACUGACAACUUAUACUUGGUCAUGUUUUAUAUUAAUAACCUUUAAUAAAGUUGUUUUAAAUAGA
Messenger RNA from Dromiciops gliroides (monito del monte), 4776 nucleotides. RefSeq names its product chromosome 4 C1orf198 homolog (gene C4H1orf198). The record is from RefSeq and is a predicted model, not a curated record. NCBI's taxonomy places the organism in Eukaryota, Metazoa, Chordata, Mammalia, Microbiotheria, Microbiotheriidae. The coding region runs from base 381 to 1382 and encodes 333 amino acids. The transcript is spliced from 4 exons.